AUUUGUCACCCUGAAGAUGAGAUCUGAGACAUCCAUGCUAUCCCCCUUCUGCUGCCCUCUGAGGUGAAUGAGCGCACCUCACCUCUUCAGCUGGGCUGGGGAACUCCAAAUGCAGAAACAAGGCAUCACCUGUGCCUUUGCCUCGCAUAAAACUUGUUGCCUAUGCCUGUAGGGCUGCGGGAUCCAUGCCCAUUAGAAGGAUUUCACACCACCACUCUACCCUAUAAAAAGGAAAUCACAUGCAAAGGAAAAAGAGCAAAGUUCUGUCACAGGAGGUGGGGAAACUAUCUUUGGCAGAGGCUGAGCAGAAAGUACCGCAGUAGCACAACCAGGAACUGGUGCCAUGGAUGCCCUGGUUCGACUCCUGCAGCUGCUCGUGCUGCUCCUGACCCUGCCCCUGCACCUGCUGGCUCUGCUGGGCUUAUGGCAGCCCCUAUCCAAAAAGUACUUCCCCUACCUAAUGGCUGUGCUGGCUGUCAAGACCAACCGCAUGAUGGAGAGCAAGAAACGGCAACUCUUCAGCCAGAUAAAGGAGGUUAAGGAAAACAGCAGGGAGGUGACCCUGCUAGAGCUGGGCUGUGGCACUGGUGCCAAUUUCCAGUUCUACCCACCUGGCUGCAGGAUCACCUGCCUGGACCCAAACCCCAACUUUGAGAAGUUCCUGACAAAGAGCAUGGCUGAGAACGGACACCUCCAAUAUGAGCAGUUCGUGGUGGCUCCUGGAGAGGACAUGAAACAAGUGGCAGAUGGCUCCAUGGACGUGGUAGUCUGCACUCUGGUGCUGUGCUCUGUGCAGAACACAAAGAAAGUCCUGCAGGAAGUCUACAGAGUGCUGAAGCCGGGAGGACUGUUAUUCUUCUUGGAGCACGUGGCUGAGCCUGAAGGAAGCAGGGCCUUUAUGUGGCAGCAAGUUUUAGAGCCCACCUGGAAACACAUUGGGGAUGGCUGCUACCUCACCAGAGAGACCUGGAAGGAUCUUAAGAAGGCCCAUUUCUCUGACGUCCAAAUGGAAUGGCUUCCCCCUCCCUUCAAAUGGCUACCUGUUGGGCCCCACAUCAUGGGAAAGGCUGUGAAAUAAGCUUCAUACCCCCAAGGCAGUCACUGGCUACCUUCCCCACCUCCAGUCAGAACAAGGCACCCACCACCCAGUCUGUCUCCUCCUGAGAGGAAUCAAGCGAAGAAUGGGAGAAGCUCCCCCAGCCCUGCUCCUCUAGAUCAUCUGCACCUACCUCUGCCAGGGGGAAAUCUCUAGCUCCCAUCCCUCCUUCAACAACACAAAAGCUCUAUUCCUACCCUCACCAGGAAAAAUACAAACAUUACAUUAUACCCUG
Molecule: messenger RNA, 1331 nt
Organism: Heterocephalus glaber (naked mole-rat)
Lineage: Eukaryota; Metazoa; Chordata; Mammalia; Rodentia; Bathyergidae
Gene: Tmt1b
Product: thiol methyltransferase 1B
Molecular function (GO): S-adenosylmethionine-dependent methyltransferase activity
Source: RefSeq, a predicted model, not a curated record